Nematolebias whitei (Rio pearlfish) is the source of this 606-nucleotide messenger RNA. It is a transcript of the gene rnf7, whose product is annotated as ring finger protein 7. Gene Ontology annotation, cellular component: nucleus; Cul5-RING ubiquitin ligase complex. Gene Ontology annotation, molecular function: zinc ion binding; cullin family protein binding; ubiquitin protein ligase activity. NCBI's taxonomy places the organism in Eukaryota, Metazoa, Chordata, Actinopteri, Cyprinodontiformes, Rivulidae. The record is from RefSeq and is a predicted model, not a curated record. Gene Ontology annotation, biological process: ubiquitin-dependent protein catabolic process; protein ubiquitination. Bases 31 to 363 code for a protein of 110 amino acids. The transcript is spliced from 3 exons.
GCUAACUUUAAGCUAACGUUAGCGGCAGAGAUGGACGACGGCGACGAGCCGGGCUUGGUCCUCUCGCACAGCACGUCUUCGAGCUCAAAGUCGGGCGGGGACAAGAUGUUUUCCCUGAAGAAGUGGAAUGCGGUGGCGAUGUGGAGCUGGGACGUUGAGUGCGACACCUGUGCCAUUUGUCGUGUCCAGGUGAUGGACGCGUGCCUCCGAUGUCAGGCGGAAAAUAAACAAGAGGACUGUGUUGUCGUAUGGGGAGAGUGCAAUCACUCCUUCCACAACUGCUGCAUGUCGCUCUGGGUGAAGCAGAACAAUCGCUGUCCUCUCUGCCAACAAGACUGGGUGGUUCAGAGGAUCGGCAAAUGAGCGCAACAUCCAGGUGGACUGUGCAUGUUUGCACCUGAGAGUGGUGAGAGGCAGCGGUCGGUGAUCCCUGCGCUGUCCUCUUCCUUACGAGUGCAUUUCCUGGUGUCGGAGGAGCGCGACUGGAAAAGUUAAAGGCUGCGCAGAUGGAUCGCUGAAGGGAUCAGGAGUCCAGAAGAGACGAAUGAAUUGUUUGGGGUUUUGUCACAUCUUGUCUGUGGCUUUCCUUUUAAAAAAUAAAGCGUU